AUGUGGCGCGUCCGCCAGCGUUACUGCCGCCUGCUGCACGCCGCCCGCAUCAUCCAGAUGUACUGGCGCUGGCACAACUGCCACACCAGCGGCGUUUUCCAGGGCAGCUUCAAGGAGACAGAGAAGAGCGGAAAAGCCGUCGCGAUCCAGGCCUGGUGGCGCGGCACGCUGGUGCGCCGGACCCUGCUGCACGCCGCGCUCAGGGCCUCGGUGGUGCAGCGCUGGUGGAGGCGCGCGCAGGCGCGGCAGCUGGAGGAGCGGCGGCGGGCGGCGCUCGAGGCCUACACCCGGCAGCGGUGGGCGGCGGUCCGGCUGCAGUCCUGCGCCCAGAUGUGGCGCGUCCGCCAGCGUUACUGCCGCCUGCUGCACGCCGCCCGCAUCAUCCAGAUGUACUGGCGCUGGCACAACUGCCACACCAGCGGCGUUUUCCAGGGCAGGUACGAGCUCGCAGCAAACCGGCUGGGGCUUGAGCUGGAGAUCUUCCUGGGGUCACAGAUUUGUCGGAUCACAAACUGCAUCCCCUUCCCAAUAAAGAACUGA
Molecule: messenger RNA, 540 nt
Organism: Molossus molossus (Pallas's mastiff bat)
Lineage: Eukaryota; Metazoa; Chordata; Mammalia; Chiroptera; Molossidae
Product: IQ domain-containing protein F5-like
Exons: 3
Coding region: 1-540 (179 amino acids)
Molecular function (GO): calmodulin binding
Source: RefSeq, a predicted model, not a curated record